GCGGCUGCGCAAAGCAUGCUGGGUCCGAUUGGCUGUUUUGAAGGCGAGGAUGGCGGGAACUGGUCCCUGGGCUGCGUGAGCCGGAGGAGAGGAGGUGUUCUCGCUCACUUGGAAAGACUAGAGUCUAAAUCCCGUAAGAAAUUUGAAGAGCCACAGGGAGCGGAGAGCGCUCUUGGAAGUAAGAUUCGUAAGCUGAGGAGUCUGCGAGACAAACUCAGGGCGGAAGUGCAACGACGACAAGCCAGAGUAGAAGCCAGUGUAGAACCUGACCAAACAUUUGAGGUCAGUGAGCAAGAAGUUUUGGAAACAAAGCUUGAAAAUGUGAAAUCCAUUCUGCAAGCGUAUCGUUUUACAGGGCUCAGUGGGAAGCUGACCAGCCGAGGAGUCUGUGUUUCCAUCGGCACUGCUUUUGAGGGGAACCUGCUGGAUUCCUACUUUGUGGAUAUUGUCAUACAGAAGCCACUUCAGAUACAUCACCAUUCGAUUCCAGUCUUCAUUCCCCUAGAGGAGAUCGCUGCAAAAUACCUACAGACCAACAUUCAGCACUUCCUGUUCAGUCUCUGCGAAUACCUAAAUGCUUACUCUGGAAGGAAGUAUCAAGCAGAUCAACUUCAGAAGGACUUUGCAGCCUUUCUGGCUGGGCCCUUGCAGAGAAACUCACUGUGCAACCUGCUAUCAUUUACUUACAAAGCGGAAUUAAGUGGCCAGUCCUUCCCAUUUUGUGCUAGACUGCUAUAUAAGGACAUCACAAGAACCCUCCCAACUGACGUCGCUGUUACUUAUCAAGGAAUGGAUGCGUUGUCCACCUCAUGGGAAGAGCAGCGAGCUUCCCAUGAAAACUUGUUCUGUACAAAGCCCCUGCAUCACGUGUUUGCUUCAUUUGCAAGAAGAGAAGAGAAGUUGGAUAUGAACCUGGUCUACUAGAAUAUUUUCAUCAAGAACACAUCAAAGGAAAUGGCGGGCCACAUGAUCGGGCAACAUGUUGGUGACCAGGGCCUCGUUCCAGCGUCGCAUCUCGUAGACACGUUCCUUCUGAUCGUGGACCUCGAUCUUCCACAAGAACAGCGUCCUUGCGAGUUUUUCCACCUGCAGACACAUGCACGGUGUGUUCGCUCUAAACCUGCCAUUUGAUGGGAGGUGAAAACUGGGAGGAAGAUGGCUACAUGGCAAGGGAAAGAAAAGACCCCAACAGCUGCAGCGAGGAUCCAGCCUCCGGUUAUAGCAGAGGUCAAAGGCCUCCGGACAUGUGGAGCCUCCAGGGACCUAACUAGCGACGGGAUCUCCUAGUGCUGGGAGGAGUCCCAUUCCCGGCCUGCCUACAAGUGGCUUAGGAAGGCUGUACUUCCCCUGGCCAACCACUGGGUGGUACUUGAGCUAACGGAGCAGUAAGUACCUUACAUGGCUUCUUUCCCGCCCGCUCUUUUCCCCCUUUAACCAAACA
Molecule: messenger RNA, 1441 nt
Organism: Pipistrellus kuhlii (Kuhl's pipistrelle)
Lineage: Eukaryota; Metazoa; Chordata; Mammalia; Chiroptera; Vespertilionidae
Gene: CENPO
Product: centromere protein O
Cellular component (GO): Mis6-Sim4 complex; kinetochore
Source: RefSeq, a predicted model, not a curated record